UUCCCUCAGACCAGCGCAGCGCAGGCUAGCCAAGAGCAAGAAGCUAGAGCACUUCAAACUCGAAGCUAGCUAGCCAGGCACCAUGGCCCGCAUUGCGCCGCUCGUGCUGGUGGCGCUGCUCUCCGUGCUGUCCGUGCCCUCGUCGGCGUGCCCCAGCUGCCCGACCCCGACGACGCCUCCCCCGCCGCCGCCGCCGAAGGUGAAGCCCCCGCCCCCGCCGUCGUCGGUGCCGUGCCCUCCGCCGCCGUACUCCCCCGCGCCGACGCCCCCGACGCCGGCGACGCCUAGCCCUCCGGCGCCGUCGUCGCCGACGGGCAAGUGCCCCGUGGACGUGCUGAAGCUGGUGGCGUGCGUGGACGCGCUCAACGGGCUGGUGCACGCGGUGGUGGGCGCCAACGCCAGCGAGACCUGCUGCCCGCUGCUGUCCGGCGUGGCCGACCUCGACGCCGCGCUCUGCCUCUGCACCACCAUCAAGGCCAAGGCGCUGAACGUCAAGCUCGUGCUCCCCGUCGCCAUCUCGGUGCUCGUCAACCAGUGCGGCAAGCACGUGCCGUCCUCGUUCCAGUGCCCUUCAUGAUCGCCGGCCUCCAUCGAUUAGCACCUACAUACAUACCAGAUACCACUGUACCACCACCUGCAUCCUCAUGCAUGCCCGCGUGCAUGGAGCUAGCGCCUUUUCAAGGUAAGUACGUAUACGGAGUGUCUGCAUGUUUGGUCAUACAUACAUGCAUGACACAUGUCAUGUGUAAUCUCUAUAACACAUACAUGCAUGGGCAGCUAGCUCUGACUAUCUUUCAGUGUGGAGCGGCGAACAUGCGGUUGUGUAAAUGUGUAUCAAGUAGUAUAUACUGUAUCGUGCAUAAGUGCAAAUAUACAUGCGAGUUGUGAUGUUGGGUGUGUAGCAUUCUUUUUGACAGUUAUGAAUAAUAUAUAAAGUGAUUGUAAUGUGUA
Molecule: messenger RNA, 951 nt
Organism: Triticum dicoccoides
Lineage: Eukaryota; Viridiplantae; Streptophyta; Magnoliopsida; Poales; Poaceae
Product: 36.4 kDa proline-rich protein-like
Exons: 1
Coding region: 83-577 (164 amino acids)
Source: RefSeq, a predicted model, not a curated record